GAUGAUUUUUUGGUGUUGUUCCCUUAGCCUUGGCGAUGAGUUUUGUUGAAACGGUAGUCGUGAAGAGCUAAAAGUCGUAGUCGUCUUUUCAAAAUGUCCGCAUGCCAAGGACCUCUCCAUCAAUGUCUAAUGUGCUGCCAGUGCUGCAGUGGGUGGUAUAGAGGAGAUCCGCAUAAGCCGUGCUACUGCCCCCAAUGUUGUCCCAAACCUAGUUGCCCGCCUCGGGUUCACUUUCCAGAGGAGUUUGCAAAGUUCUCAGACAUGACUUUUCCAUGCUUUCUAUGCAAACAGCGCGAUCCACAAGCCAAGGAGGAUGCCAAACAGAAGACUGGGGAUGAAAAUAAACAGACUGGUAGGCCGGAAACAAAGAAAAAGGGUAAACAGAAGCCUAUGGACGGAAAUAAACAGACUGGUCGGGCAGUAAAUGCAACAAACAGAACGGAAAGACAGCAGGAAAAUGAUAGCAAUCCACAAACUGGUAGGGCAGUUCAAGGAGAAAACAGAUCGGGAAGUCAGACUACUCAGGAGAUAAAUAAACAGACUAGUAAGCCUGGUAUUGGAGCAAACAGAAAGGGGAAAAAGCCGGAGGGUGACGGCAAUGGACAGGCUGGAAGGGCAGGUAAUAAAAGGGCAAGUAGUUCGCCAGCGAGGAAAUCGGGUAAAAAUAAAACUGGUGAUAGCAAUGGACCGACUAGUGUGCCUGGUAAUGGAGCUAAUGGGACAGCUUCACAACCGUGGCCGACUCAAGGUGCAUCAUAUGGGCAGGGAGUGCAGCCGAGCAGUCAAGGUGUGCCACCUGACAUGUGCGUAAUGGCGCCAGGAACUCAGAAUAUGCCUCCUGUCAUGCAGGCACUGCCACCUGGCACUCAGUAUGGGGCUUACGGUCAACAAGGAGCACCCCCAAUUACCGGGGCACAAGCUGCCAUGCCUGAAUAUACAACAGAACCACUUUAUGGCUCUCUGGGACCGGUAGGACCUGCACCAAAUUCCACGCCAUUCGGCUAUCCGCCUCAACCACCGCAAGCUCCAGAAGUUGGUCCACAAGUUGUGCCAGGAUAUGUCCCACAGGCUAUGCAAGGAUAUGAGACUUAUGGGCAAGGAGGGCUUCAGACACAAUAUGCGUAUGGAGACUUUGGAGCUACAGGACCCCUAACAGCACCGUAUCCACAGCCAGAGUUUCCGAGAGAACAAGAAUAUGCCAGCUAUCCACCUCCACCUGCUGCUGGUUAUCCACCACCUGCCGCUGGCUAUCAACCUCCACCUGCAGCUGGUUAUCCACCACCUGCCGCUGGCUAUCCACCUCCGCCUGUACCCGGCUAUGGGGCUGCCGCUCCAGCCGGCUAUCCACCAGGCCAAGCAGCAGGUUUGCCAAGCGACCGUGAGAAACAGUUCAAUCCCUGCACGGGGGAAGAUCCCUGCACAUGUCCGUAUAGGCGGGACGCUGAUACACCGAGGCAGUCGCAGCAGAAUAAUGGAGGAGAAUGUUAUCCAUCGAAUCUCAGCAUGGACGCUAUCCAGCGCUUCCUGAAGUCGCUGCAAUUGUCUUGUCCCGCGAAUGGUCUGCAAAACUGCGCUCUCCUUUUACCCAUAGACAUGGCCAGCCGAACGGAUGAGGGUGAAUCCAAAAAGGGAAAGAAAUCACCCAAGAAAGCACCCAAGCGAAAGCUGUCCAAAAGUGAGGCAGAUAAAAAGGCAGCAACUGGUGGAGGUGUAGCUGCAACCAAAUCGAAAGGAUCUGCUUCUACACCUGAGGAUAAGUCAAAGCCUCCAACGCCUGAGCCAUCAACCGAAAAUGCAGCGAAAUGUGACGCUGACUGCCACUUCAACUACAACACCAGCUGCAUGAAUGAAGCCGACGACAGCUCGCAGUCGUCUGCAGCCAGAGCCAAAACAAACCAAACCCCAAAGGAAAGCGAGCCCGCAGCUCCGACCGAACCAGCAACAUGCCCCAUUAGGAAUGGCUGUAACGCCUGCUGCAAUGGCUGCUGUCAACCGUGCCACUGGCCGUCCUACUACUAUUGUUAUAACCCAUACAACGGCUGCUACUACUGGUAUCCCAGCUACUGCCAUGGCUGCCAAAACUGCUGUCCGCAGGAUCCGCAGGAAGCAGCUCCAGCAGCAGCAGCACCCACAGCAUCUCCAGCAAAAGCAUCUACAGGAGCAUCGGUAAACAAAGGAAAGAAGAAAAAUGAUAGAAAAGUGGGCGGUGGGCAAGGCCAGUGGAGUAUCUACGAACAACGGAUGAGCAGCAAGCAAAACUGUAGCCUCAGAGGCAGCGUACCCAAGCGCCACACUGCCACAGCCCCAAGGAACAUGAGGCAGGGUAUUAUGCCAGGCUAUUAUCCCACAUCAACGCCCAGUGACUGCUCUCCCUAUGGCCAGAUUGGGCCGGUCAAAAGCAGAACUCGUUGAGGUAGCCGCUGGGAAUCACGACUCGGACGAUACGUUCUUCUCGUCUUUGUCCAAAUUUAACGUUAAAUACAUUUUUUUUUACCACUUUUGAGAAUAAUUCUAAGAAAGAUGACUAAUUUGGGAAUGAUAAAGACAAAUCUAGACUCGAAACCACCCUAAAUCUUUGUAAAUCAGAAGACCUAUGAAGCACCCUGUGGCACAUUUAUUAAUUGAUUAAUUUCUUCUUAAAUUCUGAAUUAAAAUCUAAUUUAUGCUGUA
Messenger RNA from Drosophila guanche, 2670 nucleotides. RefSeq names its product trithorax group protein osa. The transcript is spliced from 4 exons. The record is from RefSeq and is a predicted model, not a curated record. Lineage: Eukaryota; Metazoa; Arthropoda; Insecta; Diptera; Drosophilidae. Bases 94 to 2412 code for a protein of 772 amino acids.